Molecule: messenger RNA, 1392 nt
Organism: Ilex paraguariensis (yerba mate)
Lineage: Eukaryota; Viridiplantae; Streptophyta; Magnoliopsida; Aquifoliales; Aquifoliaceae
Source: the annotation of a GenBank genome assembly
AUGAUGUUGUUCCGUACAGACGAAACUUCAGUAGUUGGAGUGUUGAAUAUUUACAUUCUUCUGUACAAAGAGGUUGCUCUUGCUCUGAAAAUCAACAGUGUGUAUAUUAAGAGAAAGCUUCUUGGCAUCCAUGAGAAUAUCAGAGUUCUUCGUCACCCUGACCAUUUCUCCUGUGAUGUCUAUUCACUUUGGAAGGGACUUGAUCUAUGCUUUGGCCGUUAUGACUCAUUUGAACAUAAAGUGGGUGAUCACCCUCCUCUGAUAUGGCCGGGAAAAGACUAUAAUAACCCGAGGGAAUCGGAACCAAAUUCUUGGGAAGAUACUAUGAAAGAUGAAUUAGAUCGUGAAAAAUAUCCACGCAUGCCAUGGCAUGAUGUUCACUGUGCUCUUUGGGGACCACCUUGCCGUGAUGUUGCUAGGCACUUUGUUCAGCGCUGGAACUAUGCUAAGAGAAAUAAAGCUCCAAAUGAGCAAGCAAUACCACUACUCAUGCCUCACCAUCAUCUGGUUAUUCCACACUACAUGGGAGUAAGCAAGGAGAUGGAGGUUGAAUAUAAGAAUGGUGGAGACUAUUAUAAAGAUCUCAAAAGACAGGAUUCCUUUUCUUCUCGAUCAUCUUUUCAAGAUGUCCCGCUGCCGAUGCCUCAAGAGGCUGAGGGGACAGAUGUGUCCUACGUAGCAACCCUGGUAGUCUCUGCCUGGCUUGAACUUGUACAAGAGGAAUCGGAACCAAAUUCUUGGGAAGAUACUAUGAAAGAUGAAUUAGAUCGUGAAAAAUAUCCACGCAUGCCAUGGCAUGAUGUUCACUGUGCUCUUUGGGGACCACCUUGCCGUGAUGUUGCUAGGCACUUUGUUCAGCGCUGGAACUAUGCUAAGAGAAAUAAAGCUCCAAAUGAGCAAGCAAUACCACUACUCAUGCCUCACCAUCAUAUGGUUAUUCCACACUACAUGGGAGUAAGCGAGGAGAUGGAGGUUGAAUAUAAGAAUGGUGGAGACUAUUAUAAAGAUCUCAAAAGACAGGAUUCCUUUUCUGGUCGAUCAUCUUUUCAAGAUAUCCCGCUGCUGAUGCCUCAAGAGGCUGAAGGGAUGGAUGCGUCCUAUGGAGAACCCAGAUUAAAUGGUAUGGAUAUGCCUCAUGAUUAUUCUCAUCAGCCAAGCAAAGCCAGCAGAAGCCCUUUCUCUUUCCGGAAACCAAAGAUUGAACCUGUUACUGCAGAUGAUCAUGGCACCUCGGAUUUUAUGCGGGGAUUGCCUUCAGAGCCUGGCAUGAAAAGUUCAGGUAAAGAAUGGUGGGAGACACAAGAGCGAGGUGAUCUGGUUGUAUCUGCUGAUGAAACAGGUCAAGUUGGUCCUCAUGUUCCAUGUUACUGUCAGGCGGGCUUCAAAUCUUGA